AUGGACUCAGACUCGGAGAUCAUAGAGGUUGAAAGAAAGAGAAGCAACCUAGGAGCAGAACUAUCAAGCCAAGUACUGGAAAGUCUCCCUCGCGAUCUCAUCCUUUGCAUACUUUCGAGGCUUCCGGUAUCAUCUUUCGUUCAACUCAAGUCAGUAUGCACAGGUUGGCGCAUGUUAACACGAGAUCCCGAUCUUGUUAACAAGUAUAGAUCAUGCAUGGAUGGGAUCAACAAUCCAUGCCUCAUAUUCCACAGCGAUUGUACCGUCAGAAACCAACUUCACUUUGUAGAAUUCCCAGCUUGCAACCACGAGUCCGAGGAGAAGGUGAAAAGGUUCCAUGUGCCUUUCUGGGAGGCAAUGCCUGAGUUUGAUGUGCUAGGCUCAUCUAAUGGUUUGCUAUGCCUAUCCGAUUCGUUACAGAACGAUGCAAUCUGCGUAUACAAUCCUUUUACUGGAAACUACCAAGAUUUGCCAAAGUCUACGCAGUUUCCGAAUCAACAGGUGGUUUAUGGAUUCGGGUUUCAUCCCACAGCCAAGGAAUAUAAGGUGCUUAAGAUAGUUUACUACAUGAAAACUGAUAAAGACUACUUGCGUCCCCUUAGAGUCUAUGUUGAGUUGGAUUCAGAAGUUCAAAUCUUCACUCUGGGAAGCUCCACUUGGAGAAGUUUGGGAAAGGUAGGUUACCGCCACCACCUUUAUCAGUGGCAUUCACAGGUCUUGGUUAAUGGAAGACUCCAUUGGGUGACUUGGCCACGUAGAUACCACCGUGGGAUCAAGAUCAUCUCGUUUGACUUGGCAGAGGAGCAAUUUCUGGAGGUCCCAAGUACACCUUUAAUGGGGUUUAAUUAUCAUCUGGUGGUUCUAGGAGAAUGUCUUUCUGCUGCAGUUUAUUUUAACUAUUGCAAAUUGGAGAUAUGGGUAAUGGCAGAGUAUGGUGUGGAGGAGUCUUGGAUCAAGAAGUUCGACAUAAGAGCCCACAUGCCUAAGGGACUUAAAGAAGACCCAGCAAACCAGUUCUUCAAGAAUUCAAAGAUAAUCUGGAAAGGAGGAUAUAUUCGAGUUUUAUGCCUUCUGAAGAACGGUGACAUCUUAUUGGAAUAUAAAAAUAGAGCUCUGGUAUCUUAUGACCCCAAAAGCGGAGAGUUUAAAGAUGUAAUAUUUCAGGGAAUGCCGAAGUGGUAUCAGACAAUUGUGCAUGUGGGUAGCCUUACCUGGAUUGAGACUUCCUUGAUCAGUACUGAUGCAUGA
Molecule: messenger RNA, 1248 nt
Organism: Juglans microcarpa x Juglans regia
Lineage: Eukaryota; Viridiplantae; Streptophyta; Magnoliopsida; Fagales; Juglandaceae
Product: F-box protein At3g07870-like
Exons: 1
Coding region: 1-1248 (415 amino acids)
Molecular function (GO): protein binding
Source: RefSeq, a predicted model, not a curated record